AUGGGUGACACAAAUUACUGGGUGGUGGACUAUGAGUUCUCCUCUUCACCUCCGUUCCCCAGGGGUAGCUCUGAUGUGGACCCUAUGGAGGGGCAUGGGGAGCAGGGCACGGCCUUCUGUCUGGUGGGCCUCUUGGUGUUACUGCUGCUGUUCCUCAUGGUGCGAUGUGUCCGAAUCCUUCUGGACCCCUACAGCAGCAUGCCGGCCUCAUCCUGGACCGAUCAUAAGGAGGGUCUAGACAGAGGACAGUUCGACUAUGCUCUGGUUUAG
Molecule: messenger RNA, 270 nt
Organism: Periophthalmus magnuspinnatus
Lineage: Eukaryota; Metazoa; Chordata; Actinopteri; Gobiiformes; Gobiidae
Product: cortexin-1-like
Exons: 1
Coding region: 1-270 (89 amino acids)
Source: RefSeq, a predicted model, not a curated record